AUGAAAAGCACCUAAAUGACCAAAGAAUAAAUUUCAGAGGAGUACACGCUCUACAAAAGGUAUGUUCAGCAUCUCCAAUCGACAUUACUUUAAGACGAGGGCCAAAUCUAGAGAGAAAUCAAAGUGAAUGUAAUAAGGACUGAAGCCUAUGAAAUUGAUAUCAAGGUGAAGAGAAAUCGAGAUAAUCUACCAAUCAGGACGAAUUACUAUAAAAGUAUGCCUGGCAACAUUAGAUUGCAGCAUCCGACUCCUGUACUCUUGGAACGCUUAACCCCUCUUUCUAUUCCGACCAAAUUAACAGAGGAUAUUGAAGAACAUGUGUAAAAUCUAGAAUAGGGACUGGCUAAGAGCAUAGAUGAUAGUAAACACUAUUUGAGGCUGGAACACAAAUUAUUUAUAGACUUCUUUUUUGAGAAAUUCAAAGAGAAGUUUACAUCCUUAUAGGUUGUUUUCCAAUUGCAACAAUUAGCUUAAGCUAUAGGCUGUUCUGCAGAUUAAGUUUAAUCCUAUUAUUUAGCUAAACAAGCUAAAAAGUAUGAUUAGUUUGUAAAUUUUAAUGUGAAAUAUCAAUUUGUAAGGUUCAAUCGGUACUUUUGUCCGAUUUGUAAUUUAUAUCUGUGUAGUUUGCACUAUCAUUCUAAAAAUCAGAGAUUGUACAUUGAGAAAGAACCAGAAGAAGAACCUUAAGAUUAAUAGAAGGAUGAUCCUACUCAUCAUGAUAAUUUUUAUGAGACUGAAUUCAAGCCUAAUUCUUUGUUAUUGAGAGAAAUCUUUGGUAGAUACAAAUUGAAUAAUAAAACCGAGAUGGAAUAGAGAUGCAGAGAUAUCACUUAAUGUGGCAAAUAUGGUGUCGAUUAAACUAAGAUGAAAAAGUUUUAAUAGAAGUCAAUUGAAUAAAUGUUGGAAUUUGGAUUUAGUAAUUGUUGUUUUAUGGCACGAGUAUUAACUCAUAGAAUAUACCCAGUUACUUGUUAAUAGAUCAAUUAUUUAAUUAAAACCUUAAAGAGUUAGAGUAAGAAACACAUGACAAAUGGGAAACGAAAAUAAUAGUAAGCAUCCAAAAAGUAGAAUUUGAAUAAUUAUGCCUAACAAUAUAUUCCCUGUUUCCAUGAAGGAGAAUGUGGAUCAAAUUCAUGCACUUGUGUUACAUGUCACAAAUAUUGUUGUUGCAAAGGACAAUGUCAAUAGAAAUCAAAAUCUUGUGAUUGUAGAGUGUGUGGUUAUGAUGAGAAGAAACAGAAACACUCAUGUCCUUGUUACAUCAGUGGAUAUGAAUGUGAUCCUUAAUUAUGCAAGUGUCAAUCAUGUUCAAAUAAGAACCUAUUGAUGUAGAUUCGAAAAUCAUUGGUUUUAGGGAAAUCUUUAAUUUGUAAUGGAUUGGGAUUGUUUGCAGCCCAAAAUUUCAAGGUAUGUGAUUUCGUUGGUGAAUACACUGGCAAUUAUAUUUUGUUAGAUGAUGAGAGUAUGGCUAUUGAAUAAUGUGAUUGGAUUACCAAUAACCAUUACUUAUUCGAAGUAGAUGAUAAGUGGUAAGUAGACGGAACCUAUUAUAGUAAUUGUCUGAGGUAUAUCAAUCAUGCUACGAAGAAAUCAGAUUUGGCUAAUUGCUAGGCUUAGAUUCUCUUCUCUGAGGGAAGAUGGAGAAUUGCUAUGUUCACCACCAAAAAUAUAUCCAUUGGAGAGGAACUGUUCUUUGAUUAUGGAGAUAAAUUCUUAACGAAAUGGUUAACUGACUUUAACAAAUUAUGUGACGAUUACUACAAAAAAUGA
This is a messenger RNA of Paramecium tetraurelia, 1770 nucleotides long. RefSeq lists its product as uncharacterized. Gene Ontology annotation, biological process: chromatin remodeling. The record is from RefSeq and is a predicted model, not a curated record. Lineage: Eukaryota; Ciliophora; Oligohymenophorea; Peniculida; Parameciidae. Gene Ontology annotation, molecular function: protein binding; histone methyltransferase activity. The transcript has 5 exons.